UUCAGUGUGACCAGCGGGGGACACCGGUCAGCAAAACGAACACACCAAACAAGUGUGUUGAGCAAAGACUGGAGUCUGUCGGACAAACAGCCUGAGAAGACACAGCCCGGACUCCGCGCGUGUUUUAGAAAGCGGCGUUUAUCACUUUUGACGAGCGCAGAGGUCUGAGCAGAGCGGAAGACGGCGAGCCAGCUCGGGUCCAGCCGAUCACAGCCGAAGGAAGCCGAAGCAAAUCCGAAGCAUGCCGGUGAGACGGGGCCAUGUCGCGCCCCAGAACACCUUCCUGGACACCAUCAUCCGCAAGUUCGAGGGACAAAAUCGCAAGUUCAUCAUCGCCAAUGCUCGCGUGGAGAAUUGCGCCAUCAUCUUCUGUAAUGACGCCUUCUGUGGGAUGUGUGGGUAUACCCGGGCCGAGGUGAUGCAGAAACCCUGCACCUGCAGCUUCCUGUACGGCCCUCACACCAAGAGGCCCGCCGUGGCCCAGAUGGCCAAAGCCCUGCUGGGGGCCGAGGAGAGGAAGGUGGAGAUCUCCCUCUACACUAAAGAUGGAGUGUGUUUCCACUGUAUCGUCGAUGUGGUUCCAGUGAAAAAUGAAGAGGGCUUGGUCAUCAUGUUCAUUCUCAACUUUGAACUUCCUACUGACCCCAGGCCAGCCAGCUCCCCAGCCAGAGAGCUCAACCACGUGCUGCACAUCCCCUGGCUGAGCCUCGCUCAUCGGCGGCGACUGCAACUCCUGCUGCGCUCCCUCAGCCCUGGAGGAAGCACCAUGUCCGAGGACUCAGAGCUCGGGACGCCCCACGCCAAACUGCCUCCUCUGGGACAUGAAUCUGUGGCCCUAGAGAAACUCCUGUCCCUCCCCGAGAGACAGCGGCUGGAGGCGACAGGAAGUGGACUGCUGCUGUGGGACCAGGACGAGGAGGAGGAGGAGGAGGAGCAGGGAGGAACUGCAGGAGGAGAAGGAGGAAGAGAAGAGAGGGAGGGCUUGGUGGAGACCAGGAGGAGGAGCGAUGCAGACCGAAAGAGAAGGGGAGGCAGUGAUAAAGCAGGGCUGCUGGUGGAUACAAGAGGAGGAGGAGGAGGAGGAAGAGGACGGAAGGACCUCCAUGCAGGUCUCCCCCCAGCCCCGUCUUCUGCCCCCCCAACACUGGCCCUGCCCCUCGCCUUCUCCCAUGGUUCACCUAGGGGAGGGCGACGAAGAGGAGGAGAUGGGGAUGACUGUCCUUUCCAUGGUAACGCUCCUGCAGGCAGGUUGUAUGGAAGCUCUGGGAGUUUAACGCUCGCCUCCUCGGUGGACGAUGUGAAGGCCGGCCAGAGUUACUGGGAGAAGAGGCUGCAACUGCGGCACAGCUGCACACCUGCUGUCACCAGCAGGAAGACCAGCAUGCCAGUUGGAACGUCAGACACUGACCUGUUCCGCAGCCGGACACUGAGCCAGGUGCAGCAGUUGUUGGAGCCAAAGGCGGAUUCCUUUGUGACGUUGCCUCCUGGUGACAUCCGCCCUCCCUGCAAACUGAUUGACAGAACUCACCACGUGACUGAGAGAGUCACUCAGGUCCUGUCCCUGGGAGCUGAUGUGUUACCAGAGUACAAGCUGCAGUCUCCCAGGAUCCAGAAGUGGACCAUCCUCCACUACAGUCCAUUUAAAGCAGUGUGGGACUGGGUCAUUCUUCUAUUAGUCAUUUAUACAGCUAUAUUCACUCCUUAUUCUGCUACAUUUCUGCUGAGUGACCAGGAGGAAGCAGCCAUGCAGACCUGUGGUUACUCCUGUUCUCCCUUAAAUGUUGUGGAUCUCAUAGUUGACAUCAUGUUCAUCGUUGACAUUAUCAUCAACUUCAGGACCACCUAUGUCAACUCCAACGAUGAGGUUGUCAGCCAGUCUGCUCGUAUCGCUGUCCACUACUUCAAAGGCUGGUUCCUUAUCGACAUGGUGGCAGCAAUCCCCUUUGACCUCCUCAUCUAUCGCUCAGGAGAGGAGGUGGUCAGGGGAGGUGGGGAGGGAGAGACCACCACACUGAUUGGCUUAUUGAAGACAGCUCGGUUGCUGCGACUGGUCCGUGUAGCCAGGAAAUUGGACCGCUACUCAGAGUACGGAGCUGCUGUCCUCUUCCUCCUUAUGUGCACCUUCGCCCUCAUUGCUCACUGGCUGGCCUGCAUCUGGUAUGCCAUAGGUAACGUGGAGCGGUCUACCUCCGCUGGGAUUGGCUGGCUGGACUCUCUGGGUGACCAAUUGGGGAAGCCAUACAAUGAUUCAAUUGGUGGGUCAGGUCCAUCCAUUCGGGAUAAAUAUGUCACAGCACUAUACUUCACCUUCAGCAGCCUGACCAGUGUGGGAUUCGGUAAUGUCUCCCCAAACACCAACUCUGAGAAGAUCUUCUCCAUCUGCGUCAUGCUCAUUGGAUCCCUGAUGUACGCCAGUAUAUUUGGCAAUGUAUCAGCCAUUAUCCAGCGGCUGUACUCGGGCACGGCUCGCUACCACACACAGAUGCUGAGAGUGCGAGAGUUCAUACGCUUCCACCAGAUCCCCAACCCCCUGAGGCAGCGGCUGGAGGAGUACUUCCAGCAUGCGUGGUCAUAUACAAAUGGAAUAGACAUGAAUGCUGUUUUGAAAGGAUUUCCAGAGUGUCUCCAGGCUGAUAUCUGUCUCCACCUCAACCGCACGUUGCUGCAGAACUGUAAGGCCUUCAAAGGUUCCACUAAGGGCUGUCUGAGGGCCCUGGCCAUGAGAUUUAAGACCACCCAUGCUCCACCUGGUGACACGCUGGUCCACGCUGGAGACCUGAUAUCUGCUCUGUACUUCAUAUCCAGAGGAUCCAUAGAGAUCCUCAGAGGCGAUGUGGUGGUCGCUAUACUGGGCAAGAACGAUAUCUUUGGUGAGCCCAUCAACGUGUACGCGCGGCCAGGCAAAUCCUGUGCUGAUGUCAGAGCUCUGACCUACUGUGACCUCCAUAAGAUAGUCCGAGAAGACAUGUUGGAGGUUUUGGACAUGUACCCAGAGUUCUGCGACUAUUUCUGGUCCAACCUCGAGAUCACCUUCAAUCUCAGAGAUACCAGUAAUACUGUAGAUUCAGUGAACAUUGAUGACUCAGACCAUGACGACUUAAGCCGGCGACUCCAAAAACGCGAACUCUCUUUGACCUGCAGAGCGGACAGAGGUGGCUCCAUCCCUGACGGGAGCAUUCAGUCCAAAACAGCUGUCCAACAACCCAGGAGUGGACAGAGUGACUGGGAUCAGUGUGAUGGGCUAGCAGAAGAUGAUCAUAGACAUAACCUACAAGGCUCUGUCUUCUCCAGUGGAGAUGAAGGAGAGGAGGAGUCAGAGCUGACCAGCCCUGCCCAGACAUCACUUCAUGGCCAAAACACCACUAUCUUAAUGGAGACUCACAGGAAAGAGAAGACAUGCAACUCACUGACAGAUGCUUUCUCAGGGGUUUCAAGCAUCUUUAAUUUCUGGGGCUCUGAGAGUCGAAAGGAGCAGCAGUACCAGGAGGUGCCCUGCUCCCACAGCCUGCAUUCACCUCCUGCUCACCCUCCUCCCAAGCAACUCCACAACCCCCCCUCCUCUCUCCCCUCCUCCCCUCCUCCUCCUGCUGUUUCUCAGAGGCAGAAGGGAGAGUUAGAGAACAGGCUGGAGCUGCUACAGAGACAGAUAAUGAGGUUAGAGUCCCGCAUGUCGACAGACAUUGGGGCUGUCAUGCAGCUGCUGCAGAGGCAGAUGACGAUGAUCCCACCAUCCUACAGUACCCUGGCAUCAACACCUAAUGCACCGUCCUCCCCAAUCCCUUCUCCUAGUGCCACCUCCCCACCACUAUCCCCAACCCCUGCCUCCCCCACUGACACAUCACAAGCCCCCAGCCACUGUCAGCAACUGUCCACUGAAUACCAAGAUCUUGUCAAUCCUCAGUCUGCCUCCCUUGCAUGCAAUUCCCCCAUCCAACAACGUUCCCUCGCCUUUUCUACGCAAUAUCAGUCACCUCCGACUGAUCUGUCACCAUCUACCCAGACAGCCCACACACAACCCCAGUCACAAAUAAUCUCCAACCAGACCCUAAACUCUCCCCUCCAGAUCAUCUCCGCUUUUUCAGACCCACAGCACACUUCCACUGUCUCUAGUGAAGAUUUCUCCAAGAUUUCUCCUUCCAUUAUCAAAACACUUACACCCCUCACCCAGAGUGUACCCGCCACGCAAAAUAUCUUCCCUGUAUCAUCUACCCAGCUUUCCUCUCUAGUGUCACCCCAAACAAUCUCUGCCUCUCCUCCUCGAUCUCAAACAUCCACCCAGCCUUUCACUCCUGUCCUUUUUCAAACUGAGUGUGGUGUGUCUGCCUUUUCCUCUUGUUCAUCGUCUCUGCCCUCGCAGCUCACCACCCUGACCCCUCAGCCCCCAGAGAGGCUGCUACAACCAGUUCCCCCUCCCACGACCCAGAGCUUGGCAGCAGUCUCACAGGUCCUGGUCAGCUCAGACUUUGAGGACCAGCCAUCUAAAUCUCUCCAGUCACUUAAGAGUGGAAUUGAGCUAAACCUCCUUCAACCAAUCACUCCACAGGACAGUUCCUCACAGCCCUGCUCAUCUGGCACCAUCAGCCAAUCAGAGACUCACCUCGAGAAUCCUACCGACCAACAAGAAAACGGCUCAUUCAGUUUGACCUCUCACAAGAGCUCCUCAAGGUCAGAGUUGGGUUUAGAGACAGUAUCGAGCCAAUCAGAGCCACUGGAAGGUCAGCGGCGCCUCUCUUUGCCAGUGGACCCAGCAUCAUCAUUGGAUAGCAGCUGGAUGGGUCAGCGCUACAGCUCAGACUCAGGAAGUUAAGGGUGCUGGGAUUGCUUUUGCAUGCUGCCACUGUGCAAUGAGUCUGAAUUAGUUGGUGGAUUACACUCACACAGCAAGAUGAACUGGACUGGAUUUACUUUAAGCAUCUCUAGACAGGAUAAGAUUUCAAUCACAAUAAAACAGAAGCACAGGUUGAGAGAUCAAACUCUUGAGAACACUGAACCUUACUUAUAAUUAGUUUAUUGUUUGUGAAAAAUCACUUAUUGCCUCUAACAUUAUUAUGAAAUGAGGUAGUUAAGACUGCAUGGUCUCUGAUGUUAGAUCAACUCUUACCAUGAAUGGAGCCAUAGCUAGUGUCUGGCCACUGCAUGUUUCAGCAGCAGCCCUGAUAAAUAGCAAUUGAAUUUCUGCUAGCUGAUAUUAAAGGGCCAUACAAGAGAUGUUGAAUGGUUGGCUCAUUCAGUACAAUUUAGCCACAUUUUACAUUGCAACAAAACAUUUUGCAAAUUAUGUGGGGGGUGAUAAAGAUUUCACACCAAUUAAUCAAAAUCUUUUUGAAAACCAUUUUGAAAUUAGAAACAUUUCCCUGGGGACUAUUUUCUGACAGACUGUCAGAAACUGACUGUCAUCUGACAUCUUGGGAACCCAACACAGCGUCAGAGGCCCAGCACCACCAUCCCACAAAUACCCCAGGGAAGAGACUGCAGCGCAAACCUAGGAUGCCUAAGAUGUGUCCAAGAUGCAAAGAACACAUGCCCAACAUCCAGCAGUUUGUUAACUUAUAUUACCAACUGACAACAGUCGUGCAUAAAUAUCAAUUCCAUGUCAUUUCAACACAAAAAUAAGUUCCAUGUUGUUUCAUCUUAAAUUUAGCAUAUUUUACAGGGCAGCCUGGAUGUAAAACAAAAACAAUCCAUCGGUAUCCUGCUUUUAGGAAAACUAAUGUGGAGGACUUGGUGUGAAGAAAGUCUGAAGUCUCUGAAAGUUCAUUUUCAUAUAGUAAUGGAACGAAUGGAAACCAAUGACUGGAUAAAAGGCAGGAGAAAUGAUAUGACACUUGUAAAAUACUACUGCUUGCUUUGGGAAAAGAUUAGCAGAAAGUCAAACUAUACAUAUUUUGUAGAUAUUACACUAAACAUGUUAAAUCACUGGUACAGUACAGUCCUUGAAGACUGCUGGGCAUCCCUCUAUGGUGUAUUUGCAGGAUACUGUUGCAUAUCUGCAGAGAAUAUAUCUUGAUGAUAUCUUAGUAAGAGAUGAAAUCUGUUACCCAUUGUAACAACUGACUGAAGUCUCCAUCAUGGUUCUGUGAAGGGGUUUAUACUGCAAAUAUGGAGGAUUUUGAGGCAGGCACAAAAAUACAGCUUUGCUAUCUUUACUUCUCUAUGGCAAUAGAGACACUACUCUGAAAAAUGAGAACACUAUCACUUUUUACACUUGGGCAUUUUAAAACAGUGAAUAUACUAACAACUGUAGAAGCACUUUAUUGCUCAAGCACUUGUUUGGGGACGCACUGGUUUAAUGGGAGAAGACUACAUGCUCACCUAACUAUGCUUGGUAGUGUAAUGACCACCACGCAACAAAAACUGUGAGCAAAGUGACGUCUGACACUGAAGAACGGUGUUAAACAAACCGGUAAGCUCUCUUCUGUAGUACUAACUGGUAAAUGUUCUUCAUUCCCUUUGAGCCCUGCAAGCCACUUCAUUCAGUACAGCACAUGUCGAAGGGAAAUGUGCUUGUACUGCUCUCAUGUACAUGUUCCUUCAUUUCUGUGCACUGUAUCUCUCUUCAGACUCACAAGCACCCUGACAAAAGUCUUCUCUAUUUUUUGUAUGUAUAUUAUAUUUUUGUCACUGAGACUGUUAUGCAAGAGUAGGUUUUAGAUUUGGGUUUUUGCAGCUUGUCGGUCUCCUACAAAAUCCUUACCGGUUUCCUUCUCAUGUGUAAAGUGUUUGAUGUUAAAUAUGUCACUGUGGCAGGGCACGACUCCCUGUGGUUCAAAAUGAUUUAAUGGCACAUAAAGUGUGAGUGUUUUCAGAGAGUACAGGUCUGUAGAAAUACUGAAAAUAAGCCUUGCACUGUACUUGCACUAGGGUUAUAUACAUAACGUUUCCUCCAUGAGCAAAGGGUUAGAACUAAAGCUACCUAUAGACUUUAAUCUCAGUGGCAUCUCACACAAAGACACUGAGAAGUUCCUGUUACACAGUGGAUACUCCACUCACAAUGAUAACAGGCGUUCACACACAGGAAUAGUGCAGGACAUACUGCGCACAGCAGAAUAUACGUAUUGUACAUGUUUAAAGAGGCUUUGCAGCUGUGUGAUGAAUGUGAUGGAAGUCCAGUUAUUAACAGCUAAAAACCUACAAGCCAUGCUAGAAAAAGCUUGGAUGCCUGAAAAAAAAAAUUGUGGCGUGGCAGUAGGUCCAUUUAGUCAUUCACUCAGCUCAGUGAACCUGAGCAAACAGCAGUGCUUUUGGCUUUGUUAAGCUAGCUAUCUCACCAACAGGCGAGUUUAAAUGGAUACUUCACCCAUAAUGCAUAUUUUUUGUAUCAAGUAUUCACCGUCUGCUGCCUUCACUCC
Molecule: messenger RNA, 7349 nt
Organism: Myripristis murdjan (pinecone soldierfish)
Lineage: Eukaryota; Metazoa; Chordata; Actinopteri; Holocentriformes; Holocentridae
Product: potassium voltage-gated channel subfamily H member 7-like
Exons: 23
Coding region: 242-4807 (1521 amino acids)
Biological process (GO): membrane repolarization during cardiac muscle cell action potential; regulation of ventricular cardiac muscle cell membrane repolarization; regulation of heart rate by cardiac conduction
Cellular component (GO): plasma membrane
Molecular function (GO): inward rectifier potassium channel activity
Source: RefSeq, a predicted model, not a curated record